AUGUCUACCACAAUUGCAAUCGCUGGCGGCACCGGCAACAUUGGCAAAGCCAUCAGCGACGCCAUAGUCGCUGCGGCAAAGUACAAAGUCAUUGUGCUUGCUCGUGAGGUAGAGACAAUUUAUCACCGAUCAUUAAAUCUAUUCAUCGCCAAUCUUUUUCUGACGAAUACCGCCCCCAUGGUCAUCAAGGUCGACUACGAUGAUAUCAAUGCAGUAACCAACAUACUGGAGAAACACAAUGUCCAUACAGUGAUUUCUACCAUCAGCGUUAUAACGCCUGAGUCUGGAGCGGCUGAACGCAAUCUCAUAAAGUCAGCUGCGAAGGCAGCAUCAACGAAACGGUUUAUUCAGAAUGACUGGGGUGUACUCGCACCUUCGGAGAACAGCCUACAGUUGCCACAACAUCAGGUACGUCUCGCCUCGAUGGAGCAGCUCCGCCAAACGGAUCUUGAAUGGACACGAUUCCACGUAGGCUAUUUCCUCGACUACUAUGGGAUGCCGCACAUAGAGACUUAUCUUCCGGCGCCAUUCGCUUUUGUCUUUGAUAUUCCCAACAAAAUGGCAGCUAUUCCAGGCACAGGCAAUGAUUUGAUCUCGUUUACAUAUACGCGAGAUGUAGCCAAAUUCGUUGUUAAGGCACUCGAUUUGCCCAAAUGGGAAGAAGAAACGUUUUGUUACGGUGAUAAAGUGACAUGGAAUCAGGUUUUGAAGCUGGCUGAAGAAGCAACCGGAUCCAAGUUCAAUGUUAUCUACGAGGACGUGGAGAAGCUUGAGAAGGGUGAGGUCACUGAACUGCCAUCUCAUGCCACGGCGUACGCAUUUUUCCCAAAGCCACUUCUGCAGACUUAUUUCUCCAAAUUUGGCUUAUACAUUAUUGCCGGCUUAUUUGAUAUGCCAGCGGACAAAUCUCUCAACAAGAUAUUUCCAGAGGUCAAAACAACCACGGUGAAGGAAGUUCUGGAUCUCUGGAAGGGAAAAUAG
This is a messenger RNA of Trichoderma asperellum CBS 433.97, 981 nucleotides long. Lineage: Eukaryota; Fungi; Ascomycota; Sordariomycetes; Hypocreales; Hypocreaceae. The record is from RefSeq and is a predicted model, not a curated record.